Molecule: messenger RNA, 1633 nt
Organism: Arachis stenosperma
Lineage: Eukaryota; Viridiplantae; Streptophyta; Magnoliopsida; Fabales; Fabaceae
Exons: 2
Coding region: 272-1504 (410 amino acids)
Source: RefSeq, a predicted model, not a curated record
CAUCCGCCUUCUUUCCGUUCUCUAAUUCUCCAUUGCUUUCACUCCAAAUCUUUGUGGAACAUCAAUUACCUUUAACAUUCUCUCUUGAUCUCCCUCUUCUAUAUUAUAUAUACCUACAGCCUCUUCAACCAACACUUUCAUCAGCAUCGGCACCAAUGCGUUCUCUUUAUUUCUUCUGUUAAUGAAGAAAACGAAGAAGACUAUCGGCUUCGGUGCAGCACUGUGACUUUUUUUUCUAGAUCUGACUCUGGAACUCAACAUAGCUUGAGUCAUGGACGAGAUUAAUCGAUGGGCAGACAUUGAUGAAGAUUUGUCGAAAGAAAUUUCAAAACGGUUCCAUGCCUACCAUGAUUACAUCCAACUUCGAUUGAUUUGCAAACAGUGGAGCUUGAAACUUCCGAAGAUUCCCGAUGGAAACAAAAUUCCAUGGUUAUUGUUACCUGACGAAACUGUCAAGAAUCAUUGGUACGAAGACGAGGAGAUUUAUCAUCUCAUGCAAUUAGCUGCUGCAGAUGAUGAAACUCUUGAUACUUGCGCCCUUGAAGAGAAAGAUAUUUACCAUGUCAUGCUGCCAGAGAUGCAGUCGUACACUAAGUUCAUCCGCGGUUCUGCUCAUGGAUGGUUGAUUGUUCAAUCCAUAUCUGAUGGCACUAUGCAAAUGUUAAAUCCAUUUACAAAUCGUAGUUUGGAUCUUCCUCCGGUCUCAACUUUACCUACUAUAAUUGAUUACCAACCUGACAAUCAUGGGAAUGAAUACACACUGUGGGAUUUUCGUGACAUUAGGAGCACCCUGGAUAGAGAUAGGGUGCAUAGAUUCCAAGUUGAAAAGGUUAUUAUAAACUUAUCUCCUGAGCAUGACCUUGAAAAUUUUAUGGCGGUGGUGAUAUUCGGACCUAACCAGAGACUGGCCUUUUACAAGCCUGGCAAUAUGAGAUGGGAAGAAUUUCCAACCAGGGAUAAGUGGUUUGAGGACGUAAUAUUUUUCCAAGAAAAGAUAUAUGCCAUAAACAGUGUUGGGCAGCUGUAUGAAUUUGAUACAAAGACAAGAGCAGGACUUAAGGGAGGGAUCCAUGAAACCAGACCUCCACCUGAAAUUCCCCGAGGCCCUCACACGCCUAAAUAUCUUAUUGGGUGCGCCAAUGGAAGCUUAUUGAUGUUGGUAAGACAUGUUGGCCCUCCCUUGGGGAGAAAAAGCAAGGAAUAUGAAACUUCCAAAUUCGAUAUCUAUGAGUUAAAAAGAAACAGAAAAGAAUGGUCAACAUUAGAUAAUUUAGGUAACUAUAUACUAGUGAUUGGAUUUAAUUCUUCUGUUCAAAUUCCUGCGCCUUUUCUAAGUAAAGGAAAUCAGAUUUGGUUUACAGAUAACCAAAUAGAGUUGAAAUCAUCAUUUUACGAUCCUGUUGCUCAAGAUAUCGGCAUCUUCGACUUGGACCAUGGAAGUUUUCAGAGAGUAUUGUUAGAAGUGAAGUUCUUUUGUUCUCCUGUUUGGUUGUUAUCUAGCUAGUGUAAAACCUGGGCUACCCCGGAUCUAAAUAUUAUUCUAUUAUAAAAUUUAUUAUUACUUAUUAAUUGAUAUUAAUAGUUAUUAAUUUUAAUUUAAAAAAAAUUAUAUAUAAAAAUUUAUUGUAUAAUA